AUGACAUUCACCGCGCCCGCCCUCUUCUUCGGUCUCGGCGCCCGCAUCCUCCUCGAAAAGUUCUCCGCCGCCGCCGCCCCCGACCCCGCCGCGCCCCCCGCCAUCGGCGACCACGUCUUCGCCGGGGUCUGGCAGGGCGUCGGCCUCUACUACGUCCUCACCGAGCUCCCCCAGCUCGCGCUCGUCGUCGCGCUCGCCAUCGGCGCCAAGCUCGUCUACGACUACGCCCUCCUCGACGUCGACCUCACCCGCAGCGCAUGCACGCUCCUCGGCGUCGCCCUCGGCGUGCUCGUCACCGACGUCCUCUCCCAGCUCGUCGAGGACGCGGGCGACAGCCGCAUCCUCCAGCUCUCCGCUUCUCCCAAGCCCGCCCCCUCCUCCCGCGAGCGAGACCGCAGCAGACGGGAACGCGAGCGCGAGCGCGAGCGCGGGAGGGAGCGCCGCCUCUCCAUCACCGCGCCCCCCUCCAUCUCGCUCGCCUCCACCUCCGGCACGGUCUCCACCAUCGACCCCCACGGCGUCAUGACCCCGCUCGAGCGCGAGGUCGCCGAGCUGCGCGCGCGCGCGUCCCUCGCCGACACCGAGCGCCGCCGCUUCAAGGAGGAGCGCAAGUGGGCGUUGAGCAUGGGCAACAAGGCCCGCGCAUCCCAGAUGGCGUGGCAGGUCAAGCGCUACGCCGCACUCAUGGAGAGUUUCAAUAGGGAGGCGGACGCGAAGCUCAUACAAGCUGCGAGGUUGAGGGGGAACCCACGAGACGGCCCAUCGCAGGGCAAUCGUGUGGAAAUACCGUCCAACAAGGACUUUGUCGUCUCCACUGGCCGAUCCGACGUCCGCUUCGAACUUCGCAAGAAACGAUAGCAAUGACUGGAAUCAUAGCUGAAUGCUUCUUUUAUUGACUCUACAGUAGCCUCGCUGCGGCCUCAGCGCAUCAAGCGGAGUUUCCCCUCGCGAUAGCAAACCAGCGCCAGCGCCCAAGCGUCCCCGGCUAGAGGGAAUAACGGCACGGUGGGG
This is a messenger RNA of Gloeophyllum trabeum ATCC 11539, 1011 nucleotides long. RefSeq lists its product as uncharacterized. NCBI's taxonomy places the organism in Eukaryota, Fungi, Basidiomycota, Agaricomycetes, Gloeophyllales, Gloeophyllaceae. The record is from RefSeq and is a predicted model, not a curated record. The coding region runs from base 1 to 858 and encodes 285 amino acids. The transcript has 3 exons.